AUGAUUCGAGUUCUUCUUCUCCUUUCUGUCCUUGUCGGCAUCGCGGCUUCCCAGAACAUUUGUAGCUGGCCCGUUGACUUGGGGGGAAACUCGUGUUCUGCUUCCAAUUCUUCGAUUCGCUUCUUCUAUGAUGUAGAAUUCAAACGUUGUCUUCCAUUCCUGUACAAUGGAUGCGGAGGAAAUGAGAAUAACUUUCCGGAAAUGCGACUGUGUCGUCAGAGAUGUACUCCACUUGAUCAACUAGUCUGCCCUGCCAAUACCCCAUCAAUACCGAACAAAUCUGGAUCAACUGGUUGUGGUGCAUGUGAUGAUCCGACGAAGAGCUUCUGUCAUAAAGGACCUAAUGGAGCUGGAAUCUGCUGCUCAUCGGAUGCACAGAGAAAAGUGAACGAAGAUCGUGAAUUGACAUGUUCAAAUGGGAAGAAAAAGUAUACCAUCGUCCGUGGGGACAAGGAAAGAGUCUACAUUGGAAAGUCGUGUGAUCACAAGUUCUGUCCAGAUGGAUACGAUUGCCAAAAGGGAAAUUAUUAUGCAUUCUGUUGUGCCAAAUAA
This is a messenger RNA of Caenorhabditis remanei, 552 nucleotides long. RefSeq lists its product as uncharacterized. The record is from RefSeq and is a predicted model, not a curated record. NCBI's taxonomy places the organism in Eukaryota, Metazoa, Nematoda, Chromadorea, Rhabditida, Rhabditidae. The transcript is spliced from 2 exons. Gene Ontology annotation, molecular function: serine-type endopeptidase inhibitor activity. Bases 1 to 552 code for a protein of 183 amino acids.